This is a messenger RNA of Hyalella azteca, 4749 nucleotides long. RefSeq lists its product as uncharacterized. Bases 404 to 4147 code for a protein of 1247 amino acids. The record is from RefSeq and is a predicted model, not a curated record. NCBI's taxonomy places the organism in Eukaryota, Metazoa, Arthropoda, Malacostraca, Amphipoda, Hyalellidae. The transcript is spliced from 13 exons.
CUCGCCGUUGAUUUAUCCAGCAUGACGACUUUGCGAUUUGCUACCGUGUUAAACAUUAUUUCAUAUUAGCCCCUAAUGUUUAGAUUUUUAGUACCUAGUACCUUUUAGUACCCUAGAAACUACUGCCCUACAACAUUUGAAAUUUGACAUCAGCAACCAAGACCAGCGAUGAGACGAAGCAAAAUAUUGAAAAUCUGCUAGUUACAGUUUUGAACACGAAUUUGCAAUUUCGUGGGAUCGGUAGCAAAAUAGCUUACUACGCACCAAGUGCGAUGAUAUGAUUACAUUGUUCUUCAUUGACAGCUUUCAGUGUUUAACUUUAGUGUGAUUAAAAGAUUAGUGAUUAGUGAAAGAUUCGGCACUAAGCCGAAUCUUUCGUUUCAUGGAAGAGAUUUAACAGAAGAUGGCGUCCUUGGCAGUUGGAGCACCAACGUCUAACCUAACGGCCUGUUACGAGGUAAUGAAAAUAUAUCACAAUAAUAUCGUAGGAAUUUUACAACUUUGCCCCGAGUAUACACGCAAAAUUUUAGAUAUUGAGUGUAAGGACAAAAAAGACACCGAAAGUUAUAAAGACUAUUUGGAGAGGUCUGUAGGCAAACCCAUCAGUAACACAAAGUGGAAAAAUUUGUGUCGAAACUACAGUGAGACUUUUGCAACCGUCACAAAUGUAGAUACAAUGGAUAUGACUGCUCUGUCGUCACUCUUUCAAAUUGUCUUCACAGUGAAAAAUGAUAAAAGGGACAGCACACAACUACUAGAGAAGUUGAAAGCAAUAAAAAACGUCAGAAAUAAUAUCAUGCAUGAUGACAGUUCUAUGAGUGAUGCAGAUGCAUUUAAAGCAAUGACAGACAAAAUGUUCGAGCUAAUCGAAGAAGCUGGAAAGUUUUACGACUUUUCUCCGAGUGAAAGCAAUGCCAUGGAACAGGAGCUGAAACUCCGUAUAAGCAACAUAAACGCUGUUGAUUGUAAAAUGCAGUCGUUCAACAUGGGAUACGUUGUGACGGAAGGCCGAAGAAUUGCCGAGUUACGGUUCAAAAAUUUCAUUCAAGAAGAGCUCCUAUUCACGUCUGGCCAUGUUUAUAGGCCAGCUGUGUUCUAUUCACCUGAUGUGACGCAACAAGGGAAUGAUGAUAGCCUUCUACCAUAUCAAAACAUGUUCGCCAGUAGCGAGCUAUUCUUGCUGCUUACUGGAGUUGCAGGGGCUGGCAAGACGACAUUGAUUAAGAAUAUAAUCCUGCAGUUCACUGGAUUGCAAUCUGACGUCCCCAAAUAUCUACAACGUUACAAGUUACUUCUUUACAUCGAGUGCAGGGACAGAACUAAGAAGACAUUGCUUACAGUCGUUAGAGAACAUUUUGGCGACGUGUGCACGGAACUCGGAGAAACCAAUGUUUUGCAAAUACUUCUUGCUCUCCCGAUGCUAAUUUUGGUCGAUGGAUUCGAUGAGCGAAACAAGAAAUCAAGUAUAGUCCUUAAUGAAUUGUUUCAGAAAAUAUGGCACUCUGAUUCUAGUGUCCUUAUCACGACUCGACCGAUGGCUGUCGAUGAUCUCAAGCAACUAAUCGUUGGAAAGAACGGCACGUUUUCUGAGUACAAGAUUGCGCCUCUCUCAGACUUGUCAAGUCAGUUGAAGUUCAUCGAUACGUAUGCAGAAAGUCUAGUCGGUGACAAAGCUUCCGCAAAAGUCAUACGUAAACUUUUUACAAAACUUGACUCGCAACUCAGGAAACUCUUCUCAGAACCAAUGAUGUUACUGCAUUUCUACGACAUAGCUUCAGAGACGCCUGACAAGGUGAGCAAAUGGAAAAAUGAAAAUGACGUGGCAAAAGAUACUUUCGAGCUAUACAGAACUCUUCUGGAUUCAAAGUUACUAGAAACAGUUGUCACUAACAGAGCAGUUCUAAUUGAUGAUCUCUUCAUGGCCAUCGGGAAGUUGGCACUGGAAUUUCUAAACCGUGACAUGAUUACCUUCACUAGGAGUGAAUUCAUGGGUUUCGAGCGUCUGUGUCACGAUGGGACUAAGACCUACGGUGCCGAGAAGGAAGUUGACUCAGGAGUGGUUCUCUCCACAAUGUUUAGAAUGAACAGACCUCUUUCACGAUCCGUCAAGACUACUUACUCAUUCAAGCAUAAAUCACUGCAGGAGAAAUUUGCUGCUCACUACGUUGCCAGGCAAAUGCUGGAGCCCAAUGAACCACUUGAUAUACUAAUAGGAUCGACGGCUACGAAUGCAAGCUUGCAGGAAGUCAUGCAGUACGUAAUUCAAGAACUGAGCAGCAGCAGCCCACCAAAGUUCCGGGCGCGAUGGCCCGAACUGAGGGACGCCCUUACAGCCGCCGGCGUCGUCAGUGGCAUAGACUGGCAGAACGUGCUGCUCAGGAGCCCCGAUGUCAUCGAGUUGGCGAAGCACGCGGCCAAGAUCACAAUCAAAGAGACUAAAGAGUGGAGCGUGCAUACCGUUCGCGAUGUGUCGGCAGUGGCGCUAUUGCUGCCUCACGAGCAACCUCAACUGAUCUACGUACGCAUGCGACCUGCCGUGUUGCGUUCAGUGAGCUACAGCUGGUCUAAUUUGACACGUCAUCAUCAGCAUCAGCUGAAGUUAGACUUGGAACCUGACGGACCGAUGAGCCACGCCCCUUGUGACGAUGUACUCGAGUGCCUUAGAGGCUCAGGGUGUCAGCUCACGGAGUUGUGGUCUUGUAUCUGCAGUGCGUCUGGGGUAGACGCUGUGGCUUCUGCUUGCACGUCUAAAACCCAACUGCACAUCUCCGUCCCCGGCCCGCUAAACUUGAACGCUCUACAAGGAAAAUAUGCGCGUCUGAUUGUGAACAUUUGGCCGCUGGAUGCUGCUUGGGCUGCCGUGCCUCAGCCAUCUCUACUGGCGCCUCUACAGGAGGAGCACCGCGCUGUGAUCGGGACCAAAGAGGUCGUCGCGGCCGGGGUGCGUCUGCCAGCUCUCCCACCGCCGUGGUUGUGGGUGCGCGGUGUCAAGCCCGGUAGCUGCGAGGCUAUCGUCCGCGCCAUCCGUACUAUAAUACCCCACACCAAAAGACUGGACGACAUCUCACUGCCGCUAUGUGGUUUGAAGAAAGACGAGGUGAGGCUACUGUUGGAGCAACUUCACAGUGAUGGCAUCAGGACCAGCGUUGACGGCCAAACGCGGGUCACAAAAAACACCCACCCGUUGCUCAACUGUGACGUCGUGACGCUCCACAUAACGGACGACUGCGCUAACGGGACUGGGACAGCGAAUGGCGUGAGCAAAGUCCUCGCGCAGCUACAGUCUACUAACAUUGGGAACUCUGAGUCUCAGUGGACGGAAGUGCUGGACGCAAUGCAGGAAGCCGGCGCCUCAGCACGGGACUGGCGGGAGGCACUGUUAUGUCGCCCUGGCGAGACAAAGUUCGCCUUCCAAGCCGCGGAGACUACCAAGAUGGAAGACAAGCAAUUUACUAUAACGAGCAGCCGAGACUUGGAUGCGGUUGCACUGAUGCUACCUCACGCCCAAGACACCACCGUGAUGGUAAAGGCAUCACUAGAAGCUCUGAGAGCACCCGGGUGGCAAGAGGUGGUGCGGUACCACCACGGUGAAUUGAGGCUUCGUCUCCCACUCAUGAGUCCUGGGUUUCAGCCUUGUGAUGACUUGCUCGAGUCUCUGCUGGGCAGCAGGUCAAAAAUAACAAGUUUUGUCGGGAGCAUAAAAUCGGCUGCAGGCGUCGCCUCGCUGGCAGCAGCCGCGACCUCAGCGCGUCUGCGUAUCAGGCUGGAGGCUCCGCUGGACCUCAGUCCACUGCUGGGCAAAUAUGAUGCUCUUUUCAUUUAUACACCUGUGAUCGGCACUACCGUGGCUGCAGUACCACUACCAAACACACCUCCUCCUUGGCUGGUGGUGCUACGACCGCCGGCUGGGAGCUGGGAGGCGGUGGCCCAAACUGUGCUAGCUUAUGCGCCUCGCAGCAAGAGGUACAGCAACAUUCACUUGGUUAGACCAGCGCUGAGCGAGAACGAGGAGCGGCGGCUGCUGGCGUUGCUGCACGAGGAGGCCAUCAGGACCGACGACGCGGGCACCACGCGUGGCGAACCUGACGGAGAAGGCAAGCGAUGUCUCCAUAUCUGCGACGAUCCUCCCGCGACCUCGUGUCCGUGACCUAACCUUGCGGUCAGGAACGCUUCAUCGAGCUCUGGAAGGUCACCCAAAGUGCUCAAUGAAAAAAUAAAUAUAGAAUUUAUUACUAAAGCAGAGCAGCUGUAUGAGAAUGAAGCAGUAUAAUGCACAGCGUUUGUGUACAAUGUUAUGCUGCUCGUCGUGCAGAAGUUUCACACCUAAAUUCAAACUAUUCUUCGUAGGCCAGCCAGUGCAAAUUUAAGGCCCAUGCAGACAACUCAAUUUGAUUGCCUUACUUUAUUUUUGGACAUGAACCCGCACCUUACUUUCAGCUUUUAUUCCUCUGAGUGGUGCAUUAUUUCUCCAUGAUAAAUUCCAAGUAGCCAGUAAGUAGUAGCCAGAAAAUGGGAAUAUUUUCAGGUCAACUGAUCUACUUCACUGAUAGGACUCUAUUUUGAAUUGUACGUUUGAAUUUUACUGUUGCUAACCAAAUGCGAUACAGACAGAAUUUUAUCCAAAGAGCUAUAUAUGCAGUCGAAAUGCGCUCAACAUAUACCAAAUAUAUGUCUUUGCAAUAUAUGAGUAAAAUUUUGAAACAACUUCUUGUUUCACGGACUUUAUUUCUAAUACAAUUUAUCCUGAAG